Messenger RNA from Amyelois transitella, 1875 nucleotides. RefSeq lists its product as uncharacterized. The record is from RefSeq and is a predicted model, not a curated record. The transcript has 5 exons. The coding region runs from base 1 to 1821 and encodes 606 amino acids. Lineage: Eukaryota; Metazoa; Arthropoda; Insecta; Lepidoptera; Pyralidae.
AUGAAGCUCUCCCUGGUAUUUGAGCUUUUGCUCAUAUUCAUACUUUUGGCUUUUGCGGCGCAAGCUAAGAACAUAAGAAAACAAAAGAAUAACAACAAAAAAGGCAUUCAAAACAGGAAUGAUGCAGAGAAGCCUGACGAUAAUACCAUAAACAAGUACUGCAAAUGUCAAGAAUCUCUGUGCAAUUGCUGCAGGGAUUUCGAUCUCCCUGUGGUCAACUUAAAUGGUCCAGGAUGUGCUUCGCUGAGGUAUCUAAGCGGAGAUAAAAUGUCGGUGUCCCUGAGCUUCGGAAGGAAAGUUAUCACUAACCGAACCCUUUCAGGCAAAAAACCUAGUCCAGUAUGCAUGCCACUUCCUGGAGGAAUAUCGAAAUUCUGUGGACGAGUGUACAACAUCGCCCGGGCAGGGGAAGAUUUCAGAGCGUGCCUUGGGCUAGAACUACAGUCCAAGAGCGCUGUCGAAGCAGCCGUCAGAGUGUCUUGUUUCAAAUUCGGCCCCAGAGGAGUUACUUCUGAACAAGCAGACCCCUUACCCUUAGUUCCUCAAAAUGAAAGGGAAGAAGAUGAUGACGACGACGAUGAUGAUGAUGACGACGAUGUAGACUUUGAUCUUGGUGAUGACGACGACGAUGAUGAUGAUGAAGCUGUAAAUGACGUCGAAAGUGCAGACUAUACUGGUUUCAGUCUUCUAUCUGAAGAUUUACUGGGAGGACUCUUCGGAACCUCUGGUGGUAAAAAGCCAAAUAAACAUAGAAAAAAACAAGCUCCGGCUCCUACUCCUUCAACUUCGACUACUCUUUCAACGACCACAAGACGGCCUAGACCAUCGCGUCGACCUACGAGGAGACCGACUAGGUCGACAACUCCCAGAACAACAGGCACAGCAAAACCCACUACAGUUCGAGUAAGACCUUCAGGCAAUAGGAGACCCACCAGAAAACCAGGCAGACGACCGACUAGAAAACCAACAACCCCCAUUUUAAUUGAUAGUCCCACUACAUCAACAAUGGUAAUGUCAUCUACAGAAGCUGUAUCUGUGGCAAUAUCCUCGAGUACUCAAGUUCCUGCACGAAAUGAUAUGAUAUCUACAGCUCAAGAUCAAACUUUUGAACCUAUUGCUUUCGUAACACAAAAACCUGCAACUACUGCAUCUGCAACAACCAUAAAAAGUGUAACUAAUUUCGAAGACCCUGGUUUAGAAAUGUCUCUCGCACAUAUAACCGGCCAGUUAUCAGUAAUGCCUGCUAAGCCAAUAACUUCAGACACAGGUAAAGAAUCAAUUAUGGCCGUUGAGAACGAGCAACUGAAUUACGAAAAAAUUGAAACAAUCACAAAAGUACCACCUACGGUGCCACUCGUCACUCCUGUUCCCAACAGUGAUGAAAUGAUUCAAAUAGUACACAGUUUAGAUUCACAAUCUGAGGAACAUAACGUCAAUAAGGAUGAAACAUCAGCUGAUGAAAGUCGUGCUCAUAUUAUGAAUGCAGCUGUACCUAAUGAUUUUUAUGAGGGGUUAAGUUUAAAACCGAAGAAGAAAAGCCGCAAUAAUGACUACGACUUAGAUGAUUUGGAUGUAUUAAAUUUAGAUCAAAUAGGCAAAACCGUCGGACAAGAAUUAGGAAUUUUUGGCAACAAUAACAAGCAUAACAAAAAUAAUAGAAAUAAAAAAGUGCGAGAUGGUAAAAAAGAUGAAGAUUACUCUGUUAUAGGGUUAGACUCACUGGAAUCUUUUAUUGGACUGGAUAACGGCAAACAAAACAAGAAACACAGGAGAAGACAAAACAAGAUGAUGCGUGGCGAGUGGUCUGAACCUCAAGUAUGACGUCUGUCAUAGCAUAUACUUAGUUAGUUUUAGUAAAUAAGGCUAUUUAUUUCU